Molecule: messenger RNA, 5036 nt
Organism: Drosophila novamexicana
Lineage: Eukaryota; Metazoa; Arthropoda; Insecta; Diptera; Drosophilidae
Exons: 12
Coding region: 529-4653 (1374 amino acids)
Source: RefSeq, a predicted model, not a curated record
AGUGCGGAUCGGCGUUUGAGUUCGAGUCGCAGCAAUUUCGUUGCUGACGUCGCUUUUGGAUUCGAACCCAUAAAUAUGCGCUCUCCCACAUCUCAUCUUUAACGAUCUGCAUAUUUUGGCAAUAUAAUUAACGGUGAAAAGAAUGUGAAAAGUAGCGAAACGUAACGCGAAAGCCACAAACUGAAGCAGUUAUGCUCAAAGAAAUGAUGCCCACUGGCACGCGAACGUAACAGAAAGAAAGGAGACAACAACAAACGAAAAGAAAGAAAGAGCUUAAAAAGAAACAGAAGCUAAAGCAGAAACAGAAGGUUUCUACGCCGUUCGCGCUUGCCGCUGUCUUUCAGUUCCCAAGCUCCCGUCGAUCCAAACAGUCCACUCGAACUCCCCACAAUAAUGCCAAAGGAAGUGAACAAGUGACAAAAAAAUAAAUAAUAUAAAGGGAAAAAGUUGUGUAAAAAAGGGAAAUUAUUGUUGCCGCUCACAAGUGAAAAUACACGACAGCCCAAGCUAAGCUAAGAAACCGGGCAAAUGCGGCAGAUGCUCAAAGCCGCGCUCAGGCAGCGACGCUCGCUGCUCUGCCUGUUGCUGCUGCCGCUGCAGCUGCUGCUCGCGAAUCUGGCAGCAGCGCUCACUGUGGAUAAUCAGCUGGUCUCAGCGCGAAAUGACUGCUUCGAGCGGAUCGCUUUGGAGGCAAUGCUGCCAUUUGAGAAGACCUUCCGCACCGAAGACACCAACUCGCUGAAGAUGUGCAAGGAGAAGUGCCUGCAGGCGGGCGAGAAGUGUCAGGCCAUCUCGUUCGGUGUGCAUCGACGCGGAAACGGCACAUGUCAGUUGUCAUCGGAGCAGUAUGGCGGCGGCGGCGGCGGCAGCAGCGGGCGCCCGGGUGGCGUCAUCUUCGAUCCCGACUUUGAUUUGUAUACGCGCAAAACGAAUUGCUUUGAUUUGAGCGACAAUUCGAUUGGCGCACCGAGUCCCAUCAGCACGGGCGUAACGCCCGUGAAUCUGCCCAAUCGAGCGCUGGAUGUGGGCAAUACCCCGGUGCUGGUUGUGAAUCCCACGCCGCACACCAAUCAACCCGAGGCGCCGCAGCCGGUGCCCACGCCGCCCGGUGUCGGGGAUCGCUUAUAUUUCUCCCACGAGAUUUAUCCCCUGUACAAAUAUCCGACGCUCUAUGAGCACAACUAUCCGGCGCCCAAUGAGGAGGUAUAUAUACCCGGCGGCUAUGCGGCCAAUGUGCCCGAGGUGGACGAGCGUUACAGGCCCUCCUAUGGGCCUCUCGAUGAGGAGGGCAUACGUCCCACGCCGCAUGGCCCGCCACGUCCCGUCUUUGGCCUGGGCUAUGGCAAUGGCUAUAGCUAUGGCACACCGGAGCGCUAUGCGCCCACGACUUUGCGUCCCGCAUCGGGCGAGCGUCCCAGCUAUCCUCCUCGACCGGAUUACGGCAGCGAACGACCCGAUUAUCCGCAUCCUUCGCCGUCGCGUCCAUUUGACAGCUCCACCUCACCUGGCUACGGACCACGGCCCACGUCUACUUAUGAUGGACCUGGUGAGCCACGCCCAGACUAUACCAAUCGACCCGAUCCACCGCCGCAUACAGCUCACGAUGGCGGCUAUGGACCUGGGCCAGGCUCUUCGGCGCGCCCGCCUGCCUACGACAGACCACCAUCCCCCCUACCGCCUAGAGAUGAGUAUAUGCGUCGCAACGGCAGCGCGAUGCGACCAGAUGGUUACUAUGAUGAUGACAAGACCAUAGCCACCUAUUUCAAUCCCGAGGAUUAUGUGCACGGCAACAAAAAGCCACCCAUGCCCAUGCCCAUGCCUAUGCCUGGUGACAGAGAUCGCGAUCGUUAUCCCAUGGAUGAGAUGAAUGCCUGCUUCCGGCGUGUGCUGGCCGGCAAGCGUAUCGCGCCGCAUUGGGUGCGUCGCUCCAUAUCCUGUGAGCGUGUCGAGGAUUGUAUGCGCGAAUGCGGCCACGAGAAGCGCUUCAUGUGCGAGGGCUUUAACUAUCGCCUGGAUCCUUCCGGACAUGGCCAGGGCGAUUGUGAGCUGAUUGAGCUGCCGCUGUCCCAAAUGGAUCUGUAUUCCAGCGCCAAUCGACGCGAUUCGAAUAUGCUGCGGCAUCCGGACUAUGAUUAUUAUGAGCGGGAUCGCAAUGCGCCCAGCAGCUGUCGACGCAGCGCCUGCCAGGACUGCUCCAAGGGGCCCAUCAGCAGCAAUCCCAUUUACUUUAAGCCCAGCAGCAGUGGCAGCUAUCCACCCGGGCCCAGCAGCGGCGGCGGCUAUGGCGGCGAUCGGGAACGUGAUCGUGAACGUGAUCGGGAUCGUGAUCGUGAUCAUUAUCGUCCGCAGCCGCCACACAGCAGCACAGCUGUGGAUCAUUAUCGCGGUCCGUCGGGACCAUCCAGCAGUUCCUACGAGCAUCGACCCUUUUCCACGGACUAUCACAGCUCGCAUUCCUCCAGCUCGGCGUCUUCCUCAUACGAGUUCUCCUCGCAUGGCAGCGGCUCCGGCUCCGGCUACUUUGGCCACACGCCGCCGAGCAGCUUUGGCGAUCAUUCGCGACCUGAUUACAUUGAUCGGCAUGAUUAUGCGCGUCCCGAGCCGCCGUCGCGUUAUAGGCCCGAUCGCUGGGAAACGCUGCCCAGCAGCUCGGGUUAUGACAGCUCGGCGUAUAGGCCGCCGCGUCCUGAAACGGAUCGCAUCGACAAAUACAGACCUUCGUAUCGUCCUGGCCACGACUAUUCGCCGUAUCGCCCACACGAGCCUAGUCGGCCGGCGCCCGCCGGUCCACCAGCAACAGGUCUUGCCCACAACUACCUGGAUCGCGAUGGUCCCGGCUCCGGCCCGGGACCCGCUAGUGUGUCUUAUAAGAAGCCCAACAAGUUUGUGCCCUACUUGAUUGGCGCGGAGGAGCAACUGGGCAACUAUGGCGGCGGAAAUAGCAAGCACAGCUUCUAUGAAUCGCAGCGUCGCAAGGAUCAGCACGAUUUCAACUAUUUUGAGCUGGGCUCAACGCACCACCGAGAGCCACCACGUGAGUCGAAUGCGGUGCUACGUUAUCCCGGCUCCAGCUAUGACCAGGACUAUCCACGCUUGCGCAACGACUACAGACAACAGUGGACCAGACGACCCGGACCAGAUGAAUGCUCCGCUAAGACCAGCGAAGGCUUUCGGCUGCACAAGACCGCCGUGAAGCAUGCCUUCAAUGUGCCCACACUGACGGAAUGCGAGCGUUUGUGCUCGGAUCAGCGACCGAGCUUCAUAUGCCACACGUUCAGCUAUCGGUACAACCAGGCGGGCCGCGAUAAUUGCAUGCUCUGCGACAGGCCCGUCAAUAUGCUGGACUAUUAUGUGGACAUAGAGCCGGAUCGGGAUUAUGAUAUCUAUUCCAUGGCGGAUGAUAUGGACGUGUGCAGGUCGCCGUCGCCGCCGCCACGGCGUAGCGAUGGACCCAGCACUGCACUCUCCGAUCCGCGCAAUGCACAAUGCUUCUUCCGCGCCAUUGAUGCCACGCGCUUUUUCAAGUCCAUUGUGCGGGAUUCGCUUACUGUGCGCUCUGUCGGCGAGUGCGAGAUGGAGUGCAUCCGCUCGACCAAGUUCACGUGUCGCGCCUUCGCCUUUCGCUAUGGCCAGCAGAGGCAUGCGGGCGUCAUUGAUAACUGUCAGCUGAGCGAUUGGCCGGUCCGAGAUAUGGACAAGGAACGGCAUCUGAUCCUGGAUGCUGCCUUUGAUAUCUUUGAGCGCGCCAGCUAUGGACAUGGCUGUGAAAUACAGCCCAUUAUGGAUGAGAAGCACAAGAAACUGUGCUAUCUGGGCUAUGGCUCGCCGGCGCGCCUGUUACCCCCGGCUAUCAAGAAGGUCAUCUCUGUGCCCUCGGAAAUGGCCUGCAAAAAGGAAUGCAUACGCUUCCGAGAAACGACGCCCUUCAAGUGCUACGCCUUUAGCUACGGCGCUCAGGCUAGUUCCUUCAAUUGCGAAAUGUCCGAUCUGGAUCAGACGGAGCUCAAACUGGAUGUGCACUAUACGCACACCAAGGAGCGCGAUUACUGGCUAUUCGCCUGGAAUCCAUUCGAUUGGACAUGCCGCGACAAGGUCAACACAAUUGGCGGAUCGCGUGUUAAUAACGAUAGACGCAUGGACAUAUUCCGGGAACCGGGCGACGUUGCCUGGCGCCACUAUACGGUCUCCGGCAAGCCCUGUCGACGCAGCAGUCCCUGCGAGAAGAAUCUCAUAACUGGUUUCUAUUCCUGCGAAACGGAUGGCUCCGAAAUUGGCUCCUGGGACUAUUGCUGCAAAACGGAUCAUCCCUGUGGCUACAGUCGCGGCUUCGACUAUCCCUGGUGCUUUGUGGGCGACGAGGCGGAUCAGUGGCGCAAGUGCAGCGAUCGUUACUUUCCCGGCAGCAACAACACCAAGCCAAGCACCCACUCGAGCCUGGGCCUGCUCAGCGGCAGCAAACAAAAACCGAAGCAUCAGCAGGCGACAGCGGCGAGCAGCGAAUACACACAGCAUCCGCCGCGGCCCGGCGGCCUGCAGAGUCUCAGCGACUUUGCGGCCGCCCGGCUCUGGCCCGUCACCUAUCUGUAUAGCGAGGGGCCGCCAAAUGCUACCGAGUUUAGUAAUUUCGUCGAUUGCAACAAGGAGACGUGCUAGCAGCGGCAGCACGCGACAGCUUAUUAAGUAGUUUCCCAUUAAUCAGAUUUUCCGAUAGGUUCUAAGUCCCGCUCUUGCCCCCAGCCCACGCCCCCGCCCCUUCGACUAACUUAGUUCUAACAAUGACGAAAAAAAGAAGCAUUCUCACCGGUUUGUCUGCUGCCCACGUUGCAAAUGUGUCGUUGUGAUUUUCAAUGAGAUUGGAUACAAUUUUCCGUCGUAAAAAACCAAUUAACUUAUUAAUUUUUCUUUUUACAUAUAACGUUAAUCACAGGUUCGUGCUGGCGAUAAAUCUUGUACUUUAAGUUGAAUUUAAACGUACUUUAUGUACAUGUAUGUAGAAAUAUAUGUGUAUUAAUAAAUAAAACUAGUUAACUGCGGAG